CCCACCCAGACUGUCUGCUCAGACCUGUAGGACUAUUUGGACACUCACCCAGACUGUCUGCUCAGACCUGCAGGACUAUUUGGGCACCCACCCAGACUGUCUGCUCAGACCUGACUAUCAGACUGUCUGCUCAGACCUGACUAUUUGCGUUCACUGCCACCUCGAUUCCCCACUCCAACCACCCAUUCACCAUCCAGUGACUAGAGCAGGACUUGGGUGCUCUUUAGUUUGAGGGGGUUCCGCCACUCUGCGGAGUCUGCCAGCCAUGGACUUCUGGGGAGAUAUUGUCAAUUUGAAGACCACCACAGCAGCCAAAGCUCCAUGUGUGGGGAACGAUGACGAGGCGGUGGUGGACCUGGGGAAGACUAGCUCCACCAUUCACACCAACUUUGAGAAAGAGGAGCUAGAGAGUCACAGAGCGGUCUAUGUGGGUGUCCAUGUUCCUCUGGGCAGAGAGACCAAACGGAGGCACCACCGCAGCCACCGCGGCCACAGACACCACCGCAAGAGGAGAGACCGCUCGGACCAUGAAGAUGGACGAGAGUCUCCUUCCUAUGACACCCCGUCCCAGCGUGUCCAGUUCAUCCUGGGGACAGAGGAUGAUGAUGAAGAGCACAUGCCCCACGACCUGUUCACUGAGCUGGACGAGCUGUUCUUCCGGGACGGACACGUCUACGAGUGGAGGGAGACAGCCAGGUGGUUAAAGUUUGAGGAAGACGUGGAGGAUGGAGGGGAGCGUUGGAGUAAGCCCUACGUAGCCACGCUGUCUCUCCACAGCCUCUUCGAGCUCCGCAGCUGCAUCCUCAACGGCACUGUCAUGUUGGACAUGAGAGCCAACACCAUUGAGGAGAUCGCAGACAUGGUGAUAGACAGCAUGGUGGCGUCAGCUCAGCUGGAGGAGGAGUUGAGGCAGAAGGUGAGGGAGGCCAUGUUGAAGAGACACCACCACCAGAACGAGAAGAAGCUCAGCAACCGCAUCCCUCUGGUGCGCUCCUUCGCUGACAUCGGCAAGAAACAAUCUGACCCACACCUGCUUGAGAGAAACGGCCUCCUGGCAUCCCCCCAGUCAGCUCCUGGGAACCUGGAGAACAGUAAACCGAGUGAGAGCCGCAUCAACGGAGGAAGCAGAGAGAACAGCACUGUGGACUUCAGCAAGGUGGACAUGAACUUCAUGAAGAAGAUCCCUCCUGGGGCGGAGGCGUCCAACGUGCUGGUGGGAGAGGUGGAAUUCCUGGAGCGACCAAUCAUAGCCUUCAUCAGGCUGUCACCCGCCGUGCUGCUCACUGGUCUCACUGAGGUGCCCGUACCCACCAGGUUCCUGUUCCUGCUGCUGGGUCCGUUUGGGAAGGGUCCUCAGUACCACGAGAUCGGCCGCUCCAUCGCCACGCUGAUGACAGACGAGGUCUUCCAUGAUGUAGCGUACAAGGCCAAAGACCGGAACGAUCUGCUGUCGGGGAUAGAUGAGUUUCUGGACCAGGUGACCGUCCUACCCCCAGGAGAGUGGGACCCUACGAUACGAAUCGAGCCCCCCAAGAGUGUCCCAUCUCAGGACAAGAGGAAAAUGCCCUCAUUGCCCAACGGCUCUGCCCAUAAUGAGUCCUUCAAGGAAGACCAGCACCAAGCAGGACCAGAGCUACAGAGGACAGGGAGGAUCUUUGGGGGCCUGGUGAUGGAUGUAAGGAGGAAAGCUCCGUUCCUGUGGAGCGAUAUUAGGGAUGCUCUGAGCCUGCAGUGCCUGGCCUCUGUGCUGUUCCUCUACUGCGCCUGCAUGUCCCCUGUCAUCACUUUCGGAGGCCUGCUGGGCGAGGCCACCAAGGGAAACAUCAGUGCGAUCGAGUCGUUGUUCGGGGCGUCUCUGACGGGCGUGGCCUUCUCCAUGUUUGCGGGCCAGCCACUCACCAUCCUGGGCAGCACCGGACCAGUCCUGGUCUUUGAGAAGAUCCUUUUCAAGUUCUGCAGUGACUACGACCUGUCCUACCUGUCCUUGAGGACCAGCAUCGGCCUGUGGACGGCCUUCAUGUGCCUCGUCCUGGUUGCCACGGACGCCAGCUCCCUUGUCUGUUACAUCACCCGCUUCACGGAGGAAGCCUUCGCAGCGCUCAUCUGCAUCAUCUUCAUCUACGAGGCCCUGGAGAAGCUGGUUCACCUGGGGGAACUCUACCCCAUCAACAUGAACAACAAGCUGGACAACCUCACCUUCUACAUAUGUCAAUGUUCUCCGCCGGUUAACGCCACGCCUGAGAUCCAGCAGGUCUGGAACCACAGCGGGGUCGCACCAGAAUCAAUAUCUUGGACCCAACUGGAUGUCGAUGAGUGUUCUAGGCUGCGUGGGGAGUUUAUUGGGCCAGCUUGUGGCCACCAUGGUCCCUACAUCCCUGACGUCCUCUUCUGGUCCGUCAUCCUCUUCUUCACUACCUUCUUCCUCUCCUCCUUCCUCAAGCAGUUCAAGACCAAGCUCUACUUUCCCACCAAGGUACGGUCGACCAUCAGUGACUUCGCGGUCUUCCUGACCAUCAUGAUCAUGGUCCUGGUGGACUACCUGGUGGGCAUUCCCUCCCCCAAACUGAAUGUGCCUGACCGCUUUCAGCCCACGUCUGAGAACCGUGGCUGGCUGAUCUCCCCGCUGGGGACCAACCCCUGGUGGACCAUGCUGGCUGCAGCCAUCCCUGCCCUGCUCUGCACCAUCCUCAUCUUCAUGGACCAGCAGAUCACCGCCGUCAUCAUCAACAGGAAGGAGCACAAACUCAAGAAAGGCUGUGGCUACCACCUGGAUCUUCUGGUGGUGUCUGUGAUGCUGGGGGUGUGCUCCAUCAUGGGCCUGCCCUGGUUUGUAGCGGCCACCGUGCUCUCCAUCUCCCACGUCAACAGUCUGAAGCUGGAGUCAGAGUGCUCGGCCCCCGGGGAACAGCCCAAGUUCCUGGGGAUCAGAGAGCAGAGGGUCACCAGCUUCAUGAUCUUCAUCCUCAUGGGCUGCUCUGUCUUCAUGACCUCGGUGCUCAAGUUCAUCCCUAUGCCAGUCCUCUACGGGGUGUUUCUCUACAUGGGUGUGUCCUCACUCAAAGGCAUCCAGUUCUUUGACCGUAUCAAGCUGUUCUGCAUGCCAGCUAAGCACCAGCCGGACCUGAUCUACCUGCGCUACGUUCCCCUGUGGAAGGUCCAUGUGUUCACCCUGGUUCAGCUCACCUGCCUGGUGCUGCUGUGGGUCAUCAAGGCGUCCGCCGCCGCCGUAGUCUUCCCCAUGAUGGUGUUGGCCCUGGUGUUUAUACGGAAGCUGCUGGACCUAUGUUUCACCAACAGGGAGCUGAGCUGGUUGGAUGACCUGAUGCCUGAGAGCAAGAAGAAGAAGGAGGACGACAAGAAGAAGAAAGCCAAGGAGGAGGCCCAGCGCAUGCUGGAAGUGGAAGAGGGCAUAGCACACCCCUGCGACGGGCCGGGCAUCCUCAAGACCCUCAAAGUCAGUUUGGACCCCUCUAUGGUAAACAUUUCUGAUGAAAUGGCCAAAACUGCCAAUUGGAAGUCUGUCUCCAUGAACUCUGACAGUGCCAAAGCUCUGAAACAUAGUGGCAGCCAGGUGAAGGUGUCCUGUGUGAAGAUAAACUUGGAGAAUGACCAGGGGGAGAAGUAUGGGGAUGCUGAGACCUCCUUAUGAAGGAGGGACGGGAGGAGCAGGGAGGGUGCCACUUCAGCCUCUAGCCCACCAGGUGGUGUUGUCCUCCUGUCCUCCCACACAGCAGGGGGCAGUGUCCUUCAUGGCCCUGUCCGUUGCCCUAACAGCUGCUACCAUACCAAUGCCAAGGGGGCACAAAGACACAACCACUUCUACUUAGCCAUGUUUCUUUAGUUCUUAUUGUGAAAUUAGUCAGAGGGAAAUUUGUCUUUUAAUUUUGUCAUCGUUUUAAGGUGAAAAAACAGUAACUUUAGAUUCAGGUGUGCCUUUUUUAAGGAACCACUUGGUCUUCUUGGAAUGACUUUCAUCAGGCUUUUUACCAACAUAUCCAUAGUCUCUGUGAUAUGGUGUACAGUCUGUCCUCGUAACACUUACUUCGAGGGCAAUGCAUUAUGAAUGCAUGUAGUGGCCUCUCGCCCUUAGUGCAUUAUAUUGGAAGAGUUGCUGUAAGCAUUUCAAACUUGUCAAGACUGUCCCCAGGUGGUUUAUAGGAAGCAGUAGGCCAAACAGCAGUCCAAGCACCCCGGGUGGCUUGACCACAACGACGGCUACUACUCACAGCACUCUAUCUGGCUCACUCUGAACAAUAGACACUUUCUGUUUGAAAAAGCAGGUGACGCUCAACAAAAGGUCCAAAUACAUUUGGAGCACAUAUUAGAUUUAAUGUGUGUGUGUGUGUGCACAUGGGGGUGUGUGUGUGUGGGCACAUGGGUGUGUGUGUGUGUGGGCACAUGGGUGUGUGUGUGUGUGGGCACAUGGGGGUGUGUGUGUGUGGGCACAUGGGGGUGUGUGUACAAGUGUAAGAAACUUAAGAGCAGCUUAAGAUGUCUUCACAAUAUCAGAGUCAUGUGUACGAUGUGCUGUUGAUUCAGAUUAUCAGUCACAGUAGGUUGAAAGGCAGAGUAUGUUCUGUCAACGUGAAUAUGACAGACCACAGCAUAGCCCAUAGUUUGCAGAAUAUUUCUUCAAUUAAUUGGCAAACAUCUCUUAUCUUAAACAAUCCCAAAUUGGAAACGGACUAUAACAAGAUAACGUUUCAAAAACAAAAUGUUCUCACAUUUCUCGAUUGAGCGGUCUUGUUAUUUUGGAGUAAUGGUGAGGGUAUUGCCUGCAGUGUCCAUACAUACAUAAUGGUGAGGGUAUUGCCUGCAGUGUCCAUACAUACAUAAUGGUGAGGGUAUUGCCUGCAGUGUCCAUACAUACAUAAUGGUGAGGGUAUUGCCUGCAGUGUCCAUACAUACAUAAUGGUGAGGGUAUUGCCUGCAGUGUCCAUACAUACAUAAUGGUGAGGGUAUUGCCUGCAGUGUCCAUACAUACAUAAUGGUGAGGGUAUUGCCUGCAGUGUCCAUACAUACAUAAUGGUGAGGGUAUUGCCUGCAGUGUCCAUUCAUACAUAAUGGUGAGGGUAUUGCCUGCAGUGUCCAUACAUACAUAAUGGUGAGGGUAUUGCCUGCAGUGUCCAUACAUACAUAAUGGUGUACUUGAAAGGAAGAAAAUAUGUAUAGAGUACGUCUAUGGAGGUUUCUAAAACUGAUGCCUUCUUUAGGGCAGGUUUAAAGCUGUUCAAUAGUGUUACUGUACAUGGCUGUGGUAGCCUGGGUUUAAUCUAGUGUAGUGCACCUGCACCAUGGAAGUCUUACCAGAGCUGUAGCCUCCCCUUGGUUAUGAUGACGUGGGGAAACCCACUUUUAUCCAUUUAAACGGUUUACAUCCAAUGGAAUAUUUUCUGUUAUGGGGUAUAUAUUUUAGAUUGUCUAUCUAUAUAUUUUUUAUCAUUAUUAUCUAUAUCAUUACAAAAUGUAAUGCGUUUUAAUUUAUUUUGAGUGUGUCAACAUUGCAGAGUUUGGGGGGGGGGGGCAGGAGGAGGGAGCAGUGUCGUUGUUUGUUGCUGGCCGGUAAUUAAUGUUCUUUAUUUCCUGUCUUUAUAUCUGUGCACUUUAGAUACGCCUGCCGCACAACGAGAGGGGUGGGCAGGCUAUAUGUACCUUUUUAUAUACAUGUAUCUAUUUAGAUCAGUCUCAGGAACCAAUGGGCUCAAUGAGGCCCUUGUCUCUCUCUCACCAUCUCUGUCAGUCUUUCUUUCUCUCCCUUUCUCCCCGUCACUCUCUUUCUGUGUCUUUUGUCUCUCUCUGUUGGCUCUCUCUCCCUCUCUGUUGGCUCUCUCUCCCUCUCUGUUGGCUCUCUCUCCCUCUGUGUUGGCUCUCUCUCCCUCUGUGUUGGCUCUCUCUCCCUCUGUGUUGGCUCUCUCUCUGUGUUGGCUCUCUCUGUUCUCUCUGUCUCUGUGUGUUGUCUCUCUUUCACUCUGUUGCUCACUGACUGACUCCCUCAUUGUCAAUCCACUUGUGUUGCUAGAAGAUGUUGCUGUGUGUUUCUCUGCCCCUCCCUUUCAGCUGUAAACCCUUUUUACCUAUUUGACACUGGACAACACUGUGAUAGGUGGGUUUCUCUGUGCUCUUCUUUUAUUGGCUAUUCUGUUGUAGGCAGUUUUGUAAAGAAAAAUUCUUAAUUAAUUUUGUCCCGUGGAUUUAGUGUUAAUGAAUAGCAAUGCUUUUGAUUGAUUAUCCAAUAUGUAUACUGUUACAGGAGUCCUACUGGGAAAGGCAUCAGUCUGCUGUUCAUGGCUCUUUGAGUUUAAUUCAUGAGUUUGAAUUAUGUGAUUGAAUUAGUUUUAUUUAAAUCUAUAGUGUUAUACAAAUAUGGAAUGAAGGUUAUGAAACAUUGGGUGUAAGUCGUACGGGGGCAAGAAUUUGUUUUGACUUCAAUAAAGAGGAGACUCCUCAAGUUCAAUAACUGACUGACCUCUUCCAUCUGAACACCUUGAUGAAAACAAACAGUCAUCGGUUUCAGCAGCUGUUUUGCCCUCUGGGUCAAUUAUGGGCCCCAUACUAUGAAUGUUGGAAAUUGCCGUACGUUCUCGUUCCUUCUGACUUUGUGCUUACCAGUGGUGUAAAAAUACUUUUAAAUAUUACUUAAGUCAUUUUUUGGGGUAUCUGUACUUUUCUUUACUAGUUAUAUUUUUUGACAACUUUUACUUCACUACAUUCCUAAAGAAAAUAAUGUACUUUUUACUCCAUACAUUUUCCCUGACACCCAAAAGUACUUGCUACAUUUUGAAUGCUUAGCAGAAUAGAAAAGGGCUAAAUUCACACACUUAUCAAGAGAACAUCCCUACUGCCUCUGAUCUGGCGGACUCACUAAACACAAAUUCUUAAUUUGUAAAUGAUGUCUGAGUGUUGGUGUGUGGCCUGGCUAUCUGUAAAUUUAAAAAACAAGAAUUGUACUGUCUGGUUUACUUAAUAUAAGGAAUUUUAAAUUGGUAUUACUUUUGCUUUGAUACUUAAGUAUAUUUUAGCAAUUACAUUUACUUUUGAUACUUAAGUAUAUUUUAAAACCAAAAUUUAAACUUUUACUCAAGUAGUAUUUUACUAGGUGACUUUUACUUGAGUCAUUUUCUAUUAAGGUAACUUUACUUUUACUCAAGUAUGACAUUUGGGUCUUUUUCCCAUCAUUGGCGUUGCCUUGGUGUGCAUUAUCUCUUGGUAGUUGAGUACUUAAGCAGGCUGGGACUAGGAAACGUGGCCUACUGGGGAGCUUGUUGUUAAGAGCAGUCCAAGGUGCGUUUUUCUCCGUAUCUAACCUACGCUGUACAACAAUAGAACACAGAAUAAACUGUCAGUACUGCUAUGUGUAACUCCUAAACCAGUGACGAUCACUGAGGACAGGCGAUCUUUCAGCACCGUGUGACUAGACAUUUCAGUCCUCUAUAAAGUGGCUUGGAUUGGCCUCAUGUUGCCAUUUGGUUUGAUAUCGGUGAAGUUUUUAAUGAAUUGUUCUUAAACUGUACAAUGAAUGGUAUCUGUACUAUUCUUAUGAGGUUGGGAUGGUGGGAACCGGGGGAUAAUGCAAAUGAACCCUUGAAUUUGUUUGUAAUGGAAAUGAAGUUGUUGAAGGAAAGCAAUAAAGGUUACUACAUUGUU
Molecule: messenger RNA, 7644 nt
Organism: Oncorhynchus kisutch (coho salmon)
Lineage: Eukaryota; Metazoa; Chordata; Actinopteri; Salmoniformes; Salmonidae
Product: sodium bicarbonate cotransporter 3
Exons: 25
Coding region: 266-3649 (1127 amino acids)
Biological process (GO): transmembrane transport; monoatomic anion transport; regulation of intracellular pH
Cellular component (GO): plasma membrane; basolateral plasma membrane; apical plasma membrane
Molecular function (GO): sodium:bicarbonate symporter activity; monoatomic anion transmembrane transporter activity; solute:inorganic anion antiporter activity
Source: RefSeq, a predicted model, not a curated record